UGAGACAACAAAACCUGUACAUGCCAAAAACCCAUUAAACCCAAAACCUCCAAUCUUCUAAAAAUUAUAUUAAAAAAAAAAAAAAAAUGAUGCUCCACAGUUACAGUUACAAGUACAGUUACAGUUCCAGAGAAGAAAGUCUCCACCACAGCUCAAUGCAAAGCCAUGUCUUCUCUCAAAGUAAGCUUCCAACCCCUGACUCUCUUUUCAAAACUAGGGCUUUUCUAAGGUUUAGUCUGCACAACCUUAACUCUGCUAAAACACAACACUACCCUUUUCAACAUGCUUCACCUUCUCCCCAACCCCUUGAUAUUUCAGUAAGCUCACACCUCCAGAAGCACAAUCUAAAGGGACCUGGGGUUUUUAUAGGGUUUAAGCUUCAGUGCCAUUCUAGAACAGUAGCUUUGCCCACAAAGAAUUCUUCAAUUAAUGGUAGGAAGAAGAGGUAUGGAGGUGUUUUGCCUUCCAUUUUAAGGUCUUUGGAGUCACAGGUUGAUGUUGAGAAGACCCUUAAUUCGUUUUGUGGGAAUUUGAGUCCAAAAGAGCAGACUGUGAUUCUCAAAGAACAGAGUAGUUGGGAAAGAGUUACUAGGGUUUUUGAGUGGUUUAAGUCGCAGAAGGGCUAUGUGCCCAAUGUAAUUCACUAUAAUGUUGUGCUUCGUGCAUUGGGUAGAGCUCAGAAAUGGGAUGAGUUGAGGCUUUGUUGGGUUGAAAUGGCGAAAAACGGUGUUUUGCCAACGAAUAAUACGUAUGGGAUGCUUGUCGAUGUGUAUGCAAAAGCUGGGCUCAUGAAAGAAUCACUUUUGUGGAUUAAACACAUGAAGCAAAGGGGGGUUUUUCCAGAUGAGGUUACGAUGAAUACAGUUGUUCGGGUGUUAAAGGAUGCAGGGGAGUUUGAUAGGGCAGACAGGUUUUAUAAAGAUUGGUGUGUUGGGCGAGUUGAAUUGGAUGAUCUUCAUUUGGAUUCUAUUGCUGAUUCUGUAAAUGCGACUAACUCAGCACCUAUUAGUUUCAAGCAUUUUUUGUCAACUGAGCUUUUCAAGACGGGUGGGAGAGUUUUUAAUCCAAAAGUUAUGAAAGCAGCGGAUGUGGAGAUUUCUGUUCGGAAGCCAAGGCUUACAUCUACAUAUAACACUCUAAUUGAUUUGUAUGGGAAGGCCGGGCGACUUAAUGAUGCAGCUGAGGUGUUUGCUGAAAUGUUGAAGUCUGGGGUGGCAAUGGAUACAAUUACUUUUAAUACUAUGAUCUUUACUUGUGGAAGCAAUGGGAAUAUGUCAGAGGCAGAAUUGUUGCUUACUAAGAUGGAAGAAAGGGGUAUAUCUCCUGAUACAAAAACUUUUAACAUCUUUCUAUCUUUGUAUGCUGAUGCGGGGAACAUUGAUGCCGCUCUCAAGUGUUACUGGAAGAUUAGGGAGGCGGGUCUUUUCCCUGAUAGUGUAACUCAUAGAGCUGUGCUUCAUAUACUCUGUGAGAGAAAUAUGUUUCAUGAUGUGGAGGCUGUGCUUUUGGAAAUGGAGAGAUAUGGCUUGCAUGUUGAUGAGCACUCUCUUCCUGGUAUUAUUAAGAUGUAUAUUGAUGAAGGAUUGCUUCAUCAGGCAAAAUCCUUUUUCGAAAAGAGUCAAUCUAGUGGUAGGUUGUCAUCAAAGACACGUGCAGCAAUUAUAGAUGCUUAUGCUGAAAAGGGACUGUGGGCUGAAGCUGAGACCGUGUUCUUUGGGAUGAGAGAUUUGGUUGGACAGAAGAAGGGUGUUUUGGAGUACAAUGUUAUGAUCAAAGCUUAUGGAAAGGCAAAGCUUUAUGAUAAUGCGUUCUCUCUCUUCAAGGGCAUGAGAAACUGUGGGUCUUGGCCUGAUGAAUGUACUUAUAAUUCUCUCAUUCAAAUGUUUGCUGGAGGUGAUUUAGUGGAACAAGCUAAGGACCUCUUAGCUGAAAUGCUGGUAAUGGGUUUUAAGCCCCAUUGUCUGACCUUCUCUGCUGUUAUUGCAUGCUAUGCCCGUCUUGGCCAGCUUUCUGAUGCUGUUGGUGUCUACCAAGAAAUGGUGCAAGUAGGAGUUACACCAAAUGAAGUAGUGUAUGGGUCUUUGAUCAAUGGAUUUGCAGAAUCUGGCAGAGUUGAAGAUGCUCUUCAAUGCUUCCGCCGGAUGGAAGAAUCUGGGAUUUUGGCAAAUCAAAUUGUGUUGACAUCCCUGAUUAAGGUUUAUAGUAAGCUGGGGAGCUUGGAAGGAGCAAAAGCACUUUAUGAGAGGAUGAAAAAUUUAGAGGGUGGUCUGGAUAUUGUUGCAUCAAACAGCAUGAUUAAUCUCUAUGCAGAUCUGGGGAUGGUAUCUGAAGCUAAAUUGGUUUUUGAAGAUUUGAGAGAAAAGGGUUGGGCUGAUGGGGUUUCAUUUGCAACAAUGAUGUACCUUUACAAGAACAUGGGCAUGCUUGAUGAAGCCAUUGAUGUUGCAGAGGAGAUGAAACAGUCAGGUUUACUAAGGGACUGUGCUUCAUAUAAUAAGGUAAUGGCUUGUUAUGCCACCAAUGGGCAGUUACGUGAGUGUGGUGAAUUGUUGCAUGCGAUGGUGACUCGGAAGCUCUUGCCUGAUAGUGGGACCUUUAAAGUAUUAUUCACUGUAUUGAAGAAGGGAGGUUUUCCUAUUGAAGCAGUAACACAGCUACAGUCAUCUUACCAGGAAGGGAAACCUUAUGCUCGACAAGCUGUAAUCACCUCUGUUUUCUCUGUAGUGGGUAUGCAUGCUUUUGCAAUUGAGUCCUGUGAAACCUUUGCAAAAGCUGAUGUGGUUCUUGAUUCUUCUGCCUACAAUGUUGCUAUAUAUGCUUAUGGGGUAUCUGGGGAAAUUGACAAGGCUUUGAACACAUUCAUGAAAAUGCAGGAUGAGGACCUGGAAGCAGACCUUGUAACAUAUAUUAACUUGGUAGUUUGUUAUGGAAAAGCUGGUAUGGUUGAGGGUGUGAAGCGGAUUUACAGCCAACUAAAAUUUGGAGAGAUAGAGCCCAAUGAAUCCUUGUUCAAGGCUAUUAUUGAUGCGUAUAAAAAUGCCAACAGAAAUGACCUUGCUAAAUUGGUUACCCAAGAGAUGAGAUUCGCUUUUGACUCUCAACUGCCAUCUAAUUCUGUAACUGAAGAUGAGUCUGAUGACUUGCAACAAUUAUCUGAUUCUGAAACCUUCAAUGAGUAUGAUGCAGUUUCUUCACGUCUCUAGGAUUUAUUGUAUGUUCAAAGUGUGAGGCUCCCUUUAGUGUACACUGUAUAGAAGUAGCAUUUUUGCAAGCUUUGAAGAUAGUGUAUUUAUGAAUGAUACAUAGUUCAUUAUCAGAAAAGAAAAAAAUUGUACAAUAGUGGAUUGAUGGAAGAUUCUAAUAAACAAGUUUAGGUUUUUCAUCAAGAGACGUAAAUCUGAGGCAAGUACAUGUAUAAUAUGAGAAUGUUUUUAAUA
Messenger RNA from Quercus lobata, 3437 nucleotides. RefSeq names its product Pentatricopeptide repeat (PPR) superfamily protein. The transcript has a single exon. The record is from RefSeq and is a predicted model, not a curated record. The coding region runs from base 87 to 3203 and encodes 1038 amino acids. Lineage: Eukaryota; Viridiplantae; Streptophyta; Magnoliopsida; Fagales; Fagaceae. Gene Ontology annotation, molecular function: protein binding.